This is a messenger RNA of Mytilus californianus (California mussel), 1166 nucleotides long. Its product is annotated as beta-1,3-galactosyltransferase brn-like. Bases 1 to 1122 code for a protein of 373 amino acids. The transcript has a single exon. Lineage: Eukaryota; Metazoa; Mollusca; Bivalvia; Mytilida; Mytilidae. The record is from RefSeq and is a predicted model, not a curated record. Gene Ontology annotation, molecular function: hexosyltransferase activity; UDP-glycosyltransferase activity. Gene Ontology annotation, cellular component: membrane.
AUGAUUUGUUUCCAGUUGAAAAGAAAUCAUACGAAACAGCUACCAGCGAAACAGCCACCAGCGAAACAGCCACUAGCGAAACAGCCACCAGCAAAACAGCCACCAGCGAAACAGCCACUAGCGAAACAACCACCAGCGAAACAGCCACCAACGAAACAGUCACUAGCGAAACAGCCACCAGCGAAACAGCUACUAGCGAAACAGCCACCAGCGAAACAGCAGCGUUGUUAUGAAUUUCAUUAUAAUUAUCCUCUAAACAACGUGAAAGACAUUUUGAAUGAGCUAAAGGACAAUGGCACGACCUCUAGCCAACCAAUAAAUCAUAUAUACAACCAAUAUAGCACAAUAUACAAUGUGAAAUGUGCAGCUUAUACCGAACUUAUAAUAUUGGUUAAGUCUUACAUUGGACAUUUUGACCAAAGAAAAGCCAUUCGCUCCACAUGGGGAACAUGUCAUGGGGAAAAUGUACGAGUAGUUUUCCUUCUCGGGUAUACUUCCAAGUUUGACGAACAAGUAAGGUACGAAUAUGCUGAAAACAACGAUAUAGUUCAAGGUUCAUUUAAGGACGAAUACAGGAAUAACAUAUAUAAGACAUCGAUGGCGUAUGACUGGGUUGUAUGGAACUGUUCAGACAGCCAGUUUGUGUUUUUUGUUGACGACGAUUAUUUUGUAACUAUACCAAACCUGUUACAAUUUUCCCGUGAAAAAAUUUGGGACGGUAGAGAUGUAAUGUUUGGACAUAAGCAGUGUAAUCCGAAAAAUCCGGUGAGAUCAAAAUCGUCAAGAUAUAGAAAAUGGUACAUAUCAGAGGAAGAAUAUCAGCCACCUGUUUUACCGCCGUUUCUUUCAGGUGGAUCUGUUCUGACGCACAUAAAUGUAGUACGAACAUUGAGAAUUGCAUUUCCUUAUAUGAAAACGAUAUUUCUUGACGAUGUUUAUGUAUCAUUAGUUGCACAGAAAAUAGGUAUAAAUAUAUUACACGACGAAAGAUUUGUCAACGCUGAGGUAAGGAGAAUGGACUUCAACUUUAUUAUAUCAUGUCACAAUUUUAACAGUAGUGACUAUUUAAACAAAGCGUGGUUGAAAUUCAAAACAGCAAACAGUUUGCAUUGUAAUCAGUAAGCCAAACGUUGAUUUGUGUAGUAGUCAACGCAAGAUUGAGGUUA